CAUGCUCUAUGACAACCAGCUCUCAGGCUCUAUUCCUGCUGACAUUGGCGACCUCUCUGCUCUAGAGAAACUUGAGCUAUCCAACAACAAGCUGACAGGAGCUAUACCCACUUCUAUAGGCGCCUUGACGAACCUCCUUGAACUCUACCUGAACGACAACAAGCUUGAGGGAUCCAUUCCAAGCACCAUUGCUCUGCUGCAGAAGCUCACAUGGCUUCGCCUUUCCCACAACUCUCUCAGUGGCAGCCUCGACGACCUCUCCCAACUGACCAAUCUGCACGGACUGGAGCUUUCCAACAACGCCAUAUCCGGCCCGAUCCCCGCCGCCCUGGGGGGCCUCGCCAGCUUAACAAACCUGGAUCUCUCAAGCAACAACCUGUCAAGCGCCAUCCCCCCUUCCAUCUCCGGCCUCGUCAGCGUUGCAACUCUGGAUCUCUCGAACAACAACCUGUCAGGCGCCAUCCCCCCUUCCAUCGACAACCUCGUCAGCCUCAUAACUCUGAUCCUUUCAAACAACAACCUCACAGGCACUAUCCCCUCUUCCAUCUCCAAUCUCUUCUGGCUCUCUUCUCUGAGGCUUGACGGCAAUGCAUUGGAAUCUCCUAUCCCUGAAAGCUUGAGUGCUAUGGAAUAUUUACGCAUUUUGGAUGUGAGCAAGAACAAGUUUUCAGAGGACAUCUCGACUUUCAGCUGCGUGCAAUUGGAACACAUGAAGCUGAGCAACAAUAACAUCACAGGCAGCAUCCGUUCUUCCAUCACCUCCUUCGAUUUCCUCACCUACCUUGAUCUAAGCUACACGUUGCUAACCGGCAACAUUCCUACCGUCAUCACCAAAAUGCAAAACCUCUUGCGCCUUGACCUGCGCAUACCAACACUCACGGGCUCCAUCCCGGCCUCCAUGGGCGCCAUGCUCAAUCUGCAGUACCUUUAUGUCAAUCACAAUGCGACGCCAUGCGGUUACGGGGAGUGCGAGGUGGUGCAGUACUCCGGCACAGCCUUCUGCCGUGCCUGCACUGACUUCUGCGACUCGUGUGAUCGCAAGGCCCUCAACCCUGAUAAGUGCCGGAAGAAGCGCCGUGCCUGCUCGCGCAAGUCCUGCCCGGGUCACAUCUGCAUUCCCUUCGUCCGCAGCUGA
Closterium sp. NIES-65 is the source of this 1135-nucleotide messenger RNA. NCBI's taxonomy places the organism in Eukaryota, Viridiplantae, Streptophyta, Zygnematophyceae, Desmidiales, Closteriaceae. The record is from the annotation of a GenBank genome assembly.